AUGUCACCUCCUGCUGCUCCAGGUUCACCAUACACAUCAAAUCAUAUUUCUUCACCUACUCAACCUUCAUUCUCACAAAUGCCUAAUCAACCUAAACCAAACGACAGCGGUUCACCUCAAUUGGAAACCAGUAAAGAUCAACGUUUGAUCGUUGUCUCUAAUAGGUUACCUGUAACUAUCAGUAAAGAUGAUAAAGGAGAAUAUCAUUUCAAGAUGUCCUCGGGUGGAUUGGUGUCUGCUCUUAGUGGAUGUAAGAAGACCAUGAGUUUCCAAUGGAUUGGUUGGCCAGGUAAAGAUAUCCCAAUGGCAGACAGAGAAAUCGUCAACAAGAGAUUACUUGAUGAAUACAACUGUGUUCCAGUAUAUCUCUCUGAUGAAUUGGCUGACCGACAUUACAACGGUUUCUCCAACUCCAUCUUAUGGCCUUUGUUUCACUACCACCCCGGAGAGAUGAAUUUUGAUGCCGCUCAUUGGUUAGCUUAUCGAGAAGCCAAUAUGAGAUUCGCAGAAGUCGUUUCUCACAUGUGUCAAUCUGGAGAUAUGGUUUGGGUACAAGAUUACCAUUUGAUGUUAUUACCCAUGUUGUUGAGAUCUAUGAUUUCAGGCGAAUCAGCUCAAGGUGAAAUGGUUCGAAAAGAAUUAGGUAGAGUCAAAGAAGGUGUAGACGAUGAAGUUGUCAAAGAUGUUUUGGGCAUGCAACCAGGAGUAGCUACUCCCGUUGACGGAGAAACAGAUGAAGGUGUAGAGAUGUUGGAUGACGUGGAAGAAGAAGGUGGACCUUUGAAAAUGAAAGAAAGAGGUGGUAAAAGACCCCAUUUCCCAAGAGGGUUAUCGACUUUCCAAAAACAAGAGAUGGUAGCUAAAGAAAAAGGUAAAGAUGGUAUCAGAAUUGGUUUCUUCUUACAUACUCCAUUCCCUUCAAGUGAAAUCUAUCGAGUACUUCCCGUUCGAAGAGAAAUUCUACUCGGUGUACUUCAAUGUGAUCUCAUUGGUUUCCACACAUAUGACUACGCUCGACACUUCUUAUCGUCUUGUACCCGAAUCCUCGGCUUGCAAACUCAACCAAACGGUAUCGAAUUCGAAGGUCGUUAUGCGCAAGUCGGAACUUAUCCAAUUGGUAUCGAACCAAUGCAAUUCGUGGAAGGGUUACAGAAAGAAAAAGUUCAAACUAGGCUUCAAGCUCUGGAGAACAGAUUCAAAGGUUGUAAAGUUAUCAUCGGUGUUGAUAGAUUAGAUUACAUCAAAGGUAUUCCUCAAAAAUUGCAUGCUUUGGAAGUGUUUUUGACUCAGCAUCCAGAAUGGAUCGGUAAGGUUGUACUUGUCCAAUUGGCAAUUCCAUCCCGACAAGAUGUAGAAGAGUAUCAGAAUCUUCGAGCAUGUGUCAAUGAACUUGUUGGAAGAAUCAACGGUCGAUUCGGUACUGUCGAAUUUAUGCCUAUUCACUAUCUUCACAAAUCAGUACCAUUCGAAGAACUCACCGCUAUGUACGCUUUGGCCGAUGCUUGUUUGGUUACCUCAACCAGAGAUGGUAUGAAUUUGGUCGCGUAUGAGUAUAUCUCUUCUCAAUCCAAACGACAUGGUUCUAUGGUUCUCUCAGAAUUCGCAGGUGCUGCUCAGUCUUUGAACGGUAGUAUCCUCAUCAACCCUUGGGAUGUGCAAUCUACCGCUGAUGCUAUACAUCUCGCACUCGAGAUGGGACCUGAACAAAGAGAGUCCAACUGGCAGAAAUUGUUCAGUUAUGUUAGCAAGUACACCGCUGAAGCCUGGGGUGUAUCGUUUGUCAACGAAUUAACUCGAUUAUCUGGAUUACCUCCUGCUGGACCUGCUGGACCCGGCCGAAAAGCUUCUCGUAGUUUAAGUCGAACAAGUUCAAAAGCCAGCAUCAGAAGAAGAGCUAGUCAAGCUAGUGUAAAUGCCCCAACUGCUUAA
Messenger RNA from Kwoniella shivajii, 1929 nucleotides. RefSeq names its product alpha,alpha-trehalose-phosphate synthase [UDP-forming] 1. Gene Ontology annotation, cellular component: cytosol; alpha,alpha-trehalose-phosphate synthase complex (UDP-forming). The coding region runs from base 1 to 1929 and encodes 642 amino acids. Gene Ontology annotation, molecular function: trehalose-phosphatase activity. NCBI's taxonomy places the organism in Eukaryota, Fungi, Basidiomycota, Tremellomycetes, Tremellales, Cryptococcaceae. Gene Ontology annotation, biological process: trehalose biosynthetic process; cellular response to heat. The transcript has 11 exons. The record is from RefSeq and is a predicted model, not a curated record.